Molecule: messenger RNA, 2300 nt
Organism: Cheilinus undulatus (humphead wrasse)
Lineage: Eukaryota; Metazoa; Chordata; Actinopteri; Labriformes; Labridae
Gene: phc2a
Product: polyhomeotic homolog 2a (Drosophila)
Exons: 7
Coding region: 344-1210 (288 amino acids)
Cellular component (GO): PRC1 complex; nucleus
Molecular function (GO): zinc ion binding; protein binding
Source: RefSeq, a predicted model, not a curated record
CACACCAGCAGAACUGUUGUGUCUGCGGAUCGAAUUAGCAUUAAACUGAAACAUAGCGAGGCUAUGAACCAGUUUAUAACUCCGUCCGUCCUCCCCGUCUAACCGAGAGAGCUCACCGGUAGUUCGGUUACCUCGGUGAACGUUGUUCGGUGUCAAAGCGGCGGACUGGCUCGCUUCCUCGCGGUGUGUUUUGGCGGAAUGAGUAAAUGAAAGCGUUGUUUGGAGCCGUUGAACAAAGAGCUUUUCUUCCCUCUACCAUUGUUACCGAGCGGAGCGCCUGUUUUCUAACUCACUCAGAGGGGGUUUCUCACUGUAAAAGUGAGGGGCGGCCCGUGCUCCAGUCAUGACCUCUGGGAAUGGGAACACUAACAGCAGCCAACACAAUGGAGAGAGCAAACCAGCCCAGGCGUUAGUGAAGUCCCACAUCCUCACUCAUCUGAUCGAGGGCUUCGUCAUCCAGGAGGGCGCUGAGCCUUUCCCUGUGGAGCGGCCAUCUUUCUCGAUCGAUUGUUUGAGGAGACACACAGACUCAAAGAUGGACGGCAGCUCACUAAAGGAGCUAAAGGCCCACCAGGAGCCCAUGCUGACCUGUGAGCUGUGUGGCAGAGUGGACUUUGCCUACGCCUUUAAAAAGUCAAAGAGGUUCUGUUCGACAGUGUGCGCCAAACGCUUCAAUGUUGGAUGCACAAAGAAGCUUGGUCUCUUCCCAAACCAUAAAACCUCACCGGAGAACAUGAAGAAACACAGAACGCUGAAUGGAAACCACAAAACCUGCAGCUUAGACUCUAAAAAGAAGUCCACGCCGUCUGUGCAGAAACCUCCUCUUCCUGCUGCUGCCCUGUCCCCGGGUCACUCAGUCCAUCCGGCGCAGGGAGAAUCCAGCCAGUGUUCAGACUUGUCAGCCUACAAAAGACCUCCUUCCCCUCUGUCGCCCACCCAGCGGGUUCCUGCUGUGCGAGGCUCUGAUCUGCCCCUGCUGCCCCACAGCUUCCUGCCCAGCGACCCCGGCCUGUGGAACAUAGAGGACGUCUAUGAGUUCAUCUCCUCGCUGCCAGGUUGUCUGGAGAUCGCGGAGGAGUUUCGCUCUCAGGAGAUCGACGGUCAGGCUCUGCUGCUGCUGAAGGAGGAUCACCUGAUGGGAACCAUGAACAUCAAACUGGGACCUGCGCUCAAGAUCUUUGCCCAGAUCAGCAUGCUUAAAGACUCGUAGCCCCCCUCCUUCCCCUCACAUGUUCACACACAUCUACAGCCACUUACUGGACAGACAGGAUUUUCUCAGGAUCCCAACCUACCUGUAAUCUGAUUCUUGCUGUGAUGCCAGGAUGUUUUUUUUCUGGACGUCGUCUGGCCUGCUGAACACUCGGACUGUUAAACGUCGAUCACUUCACUGUGGAAAACCUUCAGGAAAGCAUCACCCCGUAGAGCGAGAAGAACAACAUGUUAGGUAGGCUGUGUUACAGUUUUAUUUGAGAACAUAUUGUUUAAUAAUGUAUGGCUGUACCUUACGUUCCUGCAGGAGAGGUGUAUGGUUAGCAUUUUAUGUUAUAUCAACAAACACGACGUCUGCAGCAAAACCUCGUCCUUUUCCAGAACUUAUACUACCUAUUCUCAUCCUGCACUGCUCUCUCUGCACUGAGAAGCUCAUAAAUUUACUAGGGACAAUAUUAAAAAUUCCUCCUCAUUCAAGAGGUUUUCUUCAACCCCAAAUUCUAAAAAAACUGGGACGAUUACUAUUUGAGAAUAGAACAGAAUGUUGUGAUUUGCUUAACAUCGAAAGCUUGAAAGUGAAAAUUAAUGUUAAAUUUUUAAAAACUAUAAGAUCAUUUGAAAUUUAAUGCCAUUACCAUGUAUCAAAAAAGUUGGGACUUGUUUACUACCCUGAGCAUUAAUUCUUUUCUUUCAACAACACUAUGAUUUGCAGCAAGUGUGUUGAUUUCUCAGACGUGUACUCGUCUGGGCAAAACUUUGAAGUUAAAAAAAAAUCAAGUGUGGCUAGAAAAAGUAGUAGCUGCAUUUUUGCAUGGUGAAAUUAGGCUGCUGGUGAAAAAGCUUGCAUUUACUUCAAUCAAACAGUCUUUGUUUGUAUAGCGCCAAUUCAUAACUAAAGUUAUGUCAAGACGCUUUACACAGAGAGCAGAUCUAGACCGUUCUCUCUGCUGUGACCUUUUAAAAAACACCAUAUUCAUAUGGAAAAUACGCGUUUGGUGCAUUGGCUGUAAGAUCGUAUUGAUUAGAUAGAGGUAUCAUAAAAGUAUGUAUCAAAUAUGAUACAACAGCCUUUAAGGGGUUAAAGUUUAAAG